AUGGGAAAUCCUCCUUUCAAUCCAUAUUAUUUGGGUAAACUUACUGAACUUUGCCCAUCGAUACAAUGGAAUAUAUGGAAAAGCCUCACAACAGGGAAAUACCCUAUUACUAUAGAACAAGCUAGUGGUAUUUAUCCAGAAAUAGAAAAAAAGAUUGAUCGUGAAAUUCUGAAUUAUAAGAAUAGAAAACAACGACAGCGAGUUAAACGAAGAUCCAAAUAUUUAUCGACUUCAGAUAUCUCAUCAUGUUCUUCAUUAUCAAAAAUUGAUUCAAAAAAAUUAGAUGAAUAUCUUGAUGUUUCUGACAAAUUUGAAGAAUUUUCAUUUACUGAAAUUUCAUUUUCCUCAUAUUGUAGAUAA
Entrophospora sp. SA101 is the source of this 360-nucleotide messenger RNA. Lineage: Eukaryota; Fungi; Glomeromycota; Glomeromycetes; Entrophosporales; Entrophosporaceae. The record is from the annotation of a GenBank genome assembly.